GCAUUAAGCUAACCAGAAACGGGCAGAGUGGCACACUUCCGAAUCCUAGCUCGCUAGCUAACCCGGCUAGCUAGGUUAACGUUACCCAAGCGAAUGGUGUGUCAGCGUUUGCUGUUGGUGAAUUUAAUUUAAUAAGUCGUCCAGUAUGAGGGUUAUACUGAAGGACACGUAGUUAUGGUACGAACACGUCGCUUCAUGCGUUGACAAAGAGUUUCCGUACAUGUACGUUAAUUCUACAAGCUAGUCGUGUAGCGUUAGCGUUUUCAUUCUGUCUAACGUACUCGUGAAGUGCACUUUCUAAUUGAAGCAGUCAACGAUAACGCACUGCUCAGCAUGACAUAACGCAUUCACUGUAGGGUUAAAACUUGCUGUCACAUACACAUAAACCAUAAGAGUGCUGCAGAAGCCCGUAAAGGUUUAAGGGAACUAUUUUGAAUGACUAUAGGUUGCGUUCAAUUAACGUUGUUGGCUAGGGUGCACCUGUGUUAAAGCCAGGAUACAUACAACUCCUAACUGAGCCUCAGUCUGGUGAAGAUAAUUGACACAGUCACCUAAAUAUGCCAAGGUGUAUGUACAGUAUCACAACCUUUGUAGCCUAUGUGAAAUGUUUUAUUUUUACUUUAUCAAACAAACCACAUAGUUAACAAUCCAGCAACCAUUUCAGAGCAGAGCAUUUACAAAAUUUUGUUUUGCAAAUGAUGAUGCAGUAAAGAGCUCCAUAUUUUACAUCUACUUCUGUAAUACCUGAGUUACAGUGUCUUUCUGCAGUUGCACUCCAUGCUAACUUUGCCAAAGCUCAGUACAAAUGCUUUAAACUGCAUUUUCUGCCUCUUUUAGAUUAUUGAGAGGAGUAUAUGCAAUAUUUUGUGAUGUUUUGUCCACUCCAUUUGCAGGUAGAUACAGUUUUAGACUCACCUUUCAAUAUAAUGCGAUGCAGUUUGACAGCUCCACAAACUACAGUCUCAAAGACCAUAAAGUUUUUGACCAUAAAGUUGCUAAACACCUCUCCCUCCAAAACAGUUUCAUCGGAGCCGACCAUUAAAACCUUCAUGAAGGUGAGCACUAGUGAGGAUGACGAUGCCGCAUGUAGGGGCAGUAUUUGGAGCAAUAGCAGGAGUGAUGGCCAUCUUGUUGCACUCCUCGAUUCAUAAGAUUGAGGAAGGACACCUUGCCGUGUACUACAGGGGUGGGGCGUUGCUGACUUCUCCCAAUGGUCCUGGAUACCACAUUAUGCUGCCUUUCAUUACCACCUACAGAUCAGUGCAGACUACUCUCCAAACUGAUGAGAUCAAGAAUGUGCCUUGUGGAACAAGUGGCGGUGUGAUGAUCUACUUUGACAGAAUAGAAGUUGUUAACAUGCUGGUCCCUACAGCAGUGGUGGAAAUUGUGAGGAACUACACGGCUGAUUAUGACAAAACUCUAAUUUUCAACAAGAUUCACCAUGAACUCAACCAGUUCUGCAGUGUACACACACUACAAGAGGUCUACAUUGAGUUGUUUGACAUUAUAGAUGAAAACCUGAAGACUGCUUUGCAGAAAGAUCUUAAUGCUAUGGCACCUGGACUUACAAUACAGGCAGUCCGUGUUACCAAGCCAAAGAUCCCUGAAUCUAUCAGGAGGAACUUUGAACUCAUGGAAGCGGAGAAGACUCGUCUUUUAAUAACAGCUCAGACUCAGAGGGUGGUGGAAAAGGAAGCCGAGACUGAAAGGAAGAGGGCCAUUAUUGAGGCUCAGAAAGUGGCCCAGGUAGCAGAGAUUCAGUUCCAACAGAAGGUGAUGGAGAAAGAGACGGAGAAGAGGAUCUCUGAAAUAGAGGAUGCUGCCUUCAUGGCGAGGGAGAAGGCUCGGGCUGAUGCAGAAUAUUACACUGCUGCCAAGUUCGCUGAAGCAAACAUGUUGAAGUUAACCCCAGAGUACCUGGAGCUGAUGAAGUACCAGGCCAUAGCAGCUAACAGUAAGAUCUACUUUGGCCAGGACAUUCCGAACAUGUUUGUAGAGGGAACCACCAGCCCCCCUAAGUCUGGGCGCUCCGCUCAUCUGUCCAAUACUCAACCAGACUUGGUUAGAGGGAAGCCAGAGGGACAGUGAGCCCACAUCUCUGCCUCUGCACAGGACAGGGGAACCUGAUGGGGACUGUCUGUGAGUUGGAGAGCACUGAACUGAAGAUGAAGGGUGGGAUAGCUUUGCGGCUAGUUUGGUGAAUAAUGCACUUCACUCUUAAAUCUAAAUGGCAAAGAAAGAGUGGGGAAAAUUAAAGGACAAGCAGAAGUGAGAGCGGGGAAAGGCAAGAUAAAAGGGAAAGUUUUUUUUACCUUCCACUCUUUGGGGGAAUAUGAGUUUUAGGAAUGAGAAUGAUGCCAUAGUUAAAAAUCAAAAGCAUAAUAAAUGCUUAUGCCUGGGAAGGCGACUGCAAGUAGUCGCCUUAAUUUACAUGUGCUUGCAACCAGUGCGUUGUUUAACUUUGCUGUCGGAUCUGCAGUAAUUUUGUUUGUUGAAUGCAAGAGGAGUGAUUUUUGAGAAUUAAUUUCUAGUUGAGCUGAACUGGAAUCUAACAGGUGACACUAAUUAAUUAAAAGCGGUAUGGUUUGUGUAAGUGUGUAACGUGGGUAGGUCAUCUCCGUGCCAUCUUCUCUUCCACUAAAUCACUAGUUCUCUCUCAACAUGAGUCAGUGUGAGGACUGUUUAGUCACACCUCAUAUCAAAUGCUGCUUGUGGAUGAACUAAACAUAGUUAUGACAGGUUACAUAGUAGUGAGCAUUACACAUUGGUCGUUCACAACAUUUCCAGCUGGCUGAAAUCAUCAAUCAUUACAAAGGAGUUGUGAUUUUUUUAUUUUUUUUUUAAAGGAUAACGUCCUUGAGACAAGUGGCCUGUUAAAUUUUCACCUGAGAUUGCAUAAAGUUAAACACAAACCUACAGACACUGGAGUCUCUGACGUUGGAGGGCUGUCUUUGUGAUCACAGUUUCUAUAGUUAAUAUAAAGUAGUGUCAGGUUGGUGGUAGUGUAGAUUAUUUUUAGCGUGGUGAUAGUUUGCUGUUAGUAGUUGUGGGUGCGAGUGCAGCUGCCUCAGGAAGACUUGAGAUGCUGCAGAGACCUGCUGUGGCAUUUACUGUGAGAAAAAAAGGUUCUAGUGCUGCCAAUAGAAAAUCUGAUUUUCUCCUCUUAAAGUGAAUUUAAGUUAUUUAAUAUGGGAGUGUAACAGUAAAGCAGUAUAAUGAUAGUGCCACAGGGGGAAGUCAUGAUUUGGAUUCCUUGUCAAGAAGUCAGCACAUCUUUCUUUCUUCCAUCUGGUUUUGAUUAUUAGGCCCAUGCAUGUGGAAGUGUGUAGUGGCUUGAUUCAGAUGAUCAGUAGUGCCUGCGAUUGUCUGCCAACUCUGUUACACAGCUUAUUUGGAUGUGGUGAAAUGUAAAUUCUCAGGAAAUUUGCCUUUUCAUUUGAUUAAAACAGCUGCUCAGUAGAGUGCUGCAGGGAUGACUCCUAAAACCCAGGAAGAGAUAGCAUUUAGCACCCAGUUCCCUUGUCCUGAAGUCAAUAGGUUUUUUUUCGUGGUGGUGGUGGUGGUUGGAUCAAAUGCCUGAAACAAGGUCUGUGGUUAAUUCAAACUAACAUGGUUUCACAUUUUGUUCUAUGACAUGAAAUACAUCAGUAAACAGCUGUUACAUGUCUUAAAAAAUGGAUUCGUUAGCAUGUGACUAAAUAAGACUACAGAACGUCAUCACACCAAACACGGCUUUACAGCCUUGCGGUGGUAGUGAUGAUGAGGUCAUAGCCUAACUUAAGCUUUUUACUUCUGGUGAUUGCAUUUAUGCUUCAAAAAUCAUAAAACCGUGUUCAUUUAUGAGGAUUAUCUUGCUGCACAAGACAUGUGAGUAUCAUAAACGGUUGUUUGCCACAGAGCUUAUUUCAUACAAUAAUCCAAUUGAAAAAUCCCAGUAGCUUUGUGACAAGGGAACCAGGGCGAUUCUAACUUCCAGGCUGGCCUACAAAUAAACAUCCCUGCAGCACCCUGUUGAACAGAGCGUAUGCCCUUAAAAGUCAAUCAAAAAUUGUGCCAGAAAAAAUAAAAGUUCUUAAUUAAAUCUGGUGACACACAAAUGGAAACAGUGAAAAGAAAAUAACUAUUUGACUAAAAAAUAAGCAAAGCAAUGAUUUAAUUUCACUAGAAUGAAACUUUGUGUCUUCUGGAAAUACUUAAGGUGACAUUUUUAGUGCGCCGUAACCAUUGUGAUGCACCAUCUAUCUACAGUGGGUGUCUGUGACAUUGAAUAUUAUGAGCAUGUCGGUCUGUCAGAAUAAUAUGAAGUUCCUUUCCACAGUCAAUGUUUACAUUUUUCUGUAAUUAAAGAAUUGAUCGACGGCAAAGUUUUCAGUCUGGCAACACACAGCUCCUAAAUACAGCGGUGACUUACUGUUAAGUGAGAAUUUUGUUUAACCUUUGAUGAGUUUUGUGUGAUGAUAUGAAUUCCAGUACAACACAACAACAAGCUUUGCUCUGAUUAAAGAAUGAAUGUUGAUCGAGCUUGGGCUUAAAUAAGAUGCAAGUUGGUGCUAGUUUUUAUUGUGUUUAAGCUUUUGUAUUUUGUUCGGCUCUACUAUAUGAUACUUCCACUAUUCAGAAUGCAAGCCUUAAAUAAUAAUGGGUCACCCCAGACUUAAAGAUUCAGUGAUUCUAAUAAACUUAAAAGCUCCAUUUGAACUUAACUGUGAGACUAUUUAAGAGCUUGUUUGUACAUACUGAACUGUAUGGCCUCAUCAUAGACUCUAGCUGAGAAAGACAGAAUAAGCAGUGGACACUAUGAGUGUUUGGAAGAUGUCGUGACGUUUACUUGACCUAUGAAUGACAGUGAAAGGCUGCACUCGGCAUUUGCUUUGGUGGUGGGCUCAAAUAAAGAUGCAAAGAGGGGUAUGAAUCACUCAUGAAAAUGAUUUUUUUGUCGAUAUUUUGUACAAUCUGUGAAAUUUAAACAUUGUCUCCUUGUUUUAAAAGGUUUAUAUGCAAAAAUGUUUUCAAGUUUUGACAAUGUUCUUAUGUAAAAUAAAACCUAUUUUGGUAUCUCUCUUCUC
Epinephelus lanceolatus (giant grouper) is the source of this 5066-nucleotide messenger RNA. The record is from RefSeq and is a predicted model, not a curated record. NCBI's taxonomy places the organism in Eukaryota, Metazoa, Chordata, Actinopteri, Perciformes, Serranidae.